Messenger RNA from Scheffersomyces amazonensis, 2020 nucleotides. RefSeq lists its product as uncharacterized. NCBI's taxonomy places the organism in Eukaryota, Fungi, Ascomycota, Pichiomycetes, Serinales, Debaryomycetaceae. The record is from RefSeq and is a predicted model, not a curated record. The transcript has a single exon. The annotation marks the transcript as partial.
CGUUAAACAUAUCUUCCAACAUGGAUAAAUACUAUGAUUAUAGAAUUCUCAAUGAGUCCACUAAGUUCGUUGUCCAUCGUUUGAUCAAUGAACCAAAUUACAAUUACUUUUACGACCCUGCUGAGAAGGAGUUAUUUGAUCAAUCUUGGAAGCAUUUGAUAGAUAACCAAAAUACUGAUGACUUCUUUCAACACUUGCAUAAUAAUCGAUCCAGACUAGUAUUAUUGGUAUUCAAUUAUCACUUAAUAACUCCCGAUAAUUACUAUUUGAGAUUUGAUAAAGAAUACAUUUCAAGUAAACAAUAUAGAUCUGAUGUUUCUGAAGUAAUUAAGGAGGGAAUCACAGUGUCAGUUAAUAUGGCGGAGGAAAUACUUAAGGGUACGGAAUACAUAUCCCAAAAAGGUACAAUAAUCAGCGCUGUCCUGAAUUUGUUUAGUCUUUCACUGUUAUUUUCUGUGCCGAUGCCAGCUUUGUCGUAUAUGGAGCUGCAAAAUCUUGCAGAAGAAAGUCCUAAUAUUGGAAAACUUAUUACUAAUAGGUAUACAGAUAAUUUUUUUGACACUCAUUUUCAAGUAAUUCCCAACCCUAUUGAAGAAGUUGAAAGAGGAAUAGACAACGAGUCUUUACAACAAAAGUUUAUUAAUUUCAGAAUAGAUAAAGAUGCUUUACUUCAACAGAAUGUUUCUUUAGAUCAAAACUUCAAAUUGAGGGAGAACUGGGAUAGACAUCAAGUUUCUAAUUAUAAUGAAUUUUAUUCCUUACUUCCGGCAUUUGUUUUACUGAAUCUCAGUCUUAUUCAAACUGGGGACCUUUCUUGGUAUAACCUAUCUUCUACUUUGUGUACCAAUGUAUUAAGCAUAUCCAAAUCUCAUCAAAAGGAUAUGAUUUGUUUUCAAAUUGAACCAUGUGGAAUUGCAAAAGCUUAUGAAAAUAAAUAUGAUUCAAAUAAUUUAAAAUUCCAUGAAUUAUUCAAUCGAAUCUUUCAUUUAUUAGUAAAAUGUAAUAGUAGAAUUGGAUUUGCUUUUGAUAUGGAAUCUAUGCUAGUUAUCCAAAUUGACUUGAAAAAUCCCAGUCCAACUAGAAUCAAGAGCAUUGAUGGUUCCGUGAAACAAUUAAAUUUUCAUAUGAGAUGCUUCAAACAUUCAGAUUCUAAAUAUAGUAUUGCUUCGAUCUUCAUGAUAUUGACAUCUUUCUAUUUCAAUAAUGUUCAAAAGAAAGAUCGUCAUUCAAUACAAAAUCUACUGAAUGCUUUACUAUCAAAUGCCGCCGAUAAAGAAGAGAAUGACAUGUGGGUAUUGGAUUUCUUCAAGCAAGAAAGAGAAUCCAACUUACUGAAUUAUAUUCAAAGUAGUACAGGUAGCUAUGUUCAUCGAGAUUACCCAAUGAUUAUUAUUCCACGAGGUACGUUUGAGGUGAUAAAAGAUAUACGUUUUAAAUUUCAAACAUUGAUGCCAACUUGUUUUACAAUUAUAGGCAACGAAAGGAAGACUGUUUUGAAAAGCGAUUUUUGUAUUGAGAGCACCAAACGUUCAUAUAAGGUUGUAUAUGGAGUUUCAAAUGUUCCAAUGGUUCUUAAAACUUAUAAUGUCUCAUACAUAACUUUGCGGGGAUUACUCUCCAGGCGCCUUUUUCUAAAGAAGUAUAAGUCUACAUUAAAUUCAUUCCUAUUAGAAGUAUGCGCUUUCUUGAAGUUACAAGAUAGACGUAAGACGGACCUAACCAAUUUGUACCAAUAUGGUUUUAUUAAUGACUCAAGCCCUAACAGAUUAGGAUGGUUCUAUUUAUUGGAAAGGCAUAUGGAAAAGGAAUCCAAGGAGCCUAUUAUAUUGCUUGGAAGUGUCCAUAAGCAAAACUUUUAUGACAGAGAUCUUGUAUUACUGAAAGACUUGAUUGGUCAAUUAAAUAGGACGCAUUCCAAGUUUUUGACGAAAACAAGCAUUAGAGGCAAGAGUUUACUAGCUAUAUAUAGACACCUUCGAAAACCUAAAUCUAGUAGAUAAGGGAAUAUUAUUAAGUACAU